This is a messenger RNA of Anopheles nili, 3158 nucleotides long. RefSeq names its product protein PALS2 (gene vari). The record is from RefSeq and is a predicted model, not a curated record. Bases 1 to 2346 code for a protein of 781 amino acids. Lineage: Eukaryota; Metazoa; Arthropoda; Insecta; Diptera; Culicidae. Gene Ontology annotation, molecular function: protein binding. Gene Ontology annotation, cellular component: plasma membrane; cell-cell junction. The transcript is spliced from 9 exons.
AUGGUGCACCUGUAUCAGACGACCGCAACCGAGCGGGCCCGUCCCAGCAAGGUGAGCAGUUUUGUGACCAGCUUCAAGGGGUUGUUUUUCCGCACGAAACCACCCAUCGGUGGUGAUGAUGGCACACCUCAUGUGGCCGCCGCUGGGCAGCCGUUAGUUGUGUCGCGUCUUUCACCGAAGGCACCAAUCGCUUCGCCAGAAUCGGGAAGUGAACCGUCCUCGCUGGUGCUACCACGUUCCGCAUCCGCCGGUGCCACCAGCAACCAGCCGGUGACGGGCUAUCGGACGGUAACACUGCAACUACCGUACCACGGUGAGAAUCGGUACGACAUCCGACGGACGAAUACGGACCGAAGAGAGCGCAAGGAUCGACGUGGCGCGAAAUCACCCAUCAAACCCGUCAAACGGCGCUCCUUUGGCAAACGCAUCAACAACCUGUGGAGCAACUUUGGACUGCUGCGAAGCUCGGAGAAGAUCGUGGAGUUCGCCAACGGUCACGCCGCGUUUCAACAUGUGCGAGAAAAUUUGACCGAUCUCAAUGGGCGCUCGGAGGCGAACGAAACGGACCUUGUUUUUCUGCAAGGAAUACUGGCGAAUCCUGCCGUUACGCAGCUGAUUAAGAUCCAGGACAAACUCGAGGAAGCACCAGCGCCACCACGUCCGGUCCGAGUGGACAACGCGCCCCUGCUGAAGGAGGUGAUCGAUCGCUGUAGCCUCUCGCGGAAUCCGCACGCCCGCGAACUAGCCCGGAUCUUCCGCUAUCCGCACUUUCGCGCCCUGUUCGAAGCACACGACGAGAUCGGUCAAACCCAGCUGACCCACCCGAAAGCGCCGUCUCAGAACAGCAGCCCGGCCAGUGCCAGGAACGGUGGGAGUGCCAGCGAGACCGACGGUAGUGCAAGUGCGGAACUUUUCCCGAUCGGUGGAGGCGGCGGCGGUGACAUGCCCGGGGAAACGAUCAAGAUGGUCGGGAUCCGGCGGAAUCCGGACGAACCGCUCGGGUUGACGGUGGAGGUGGACGAACACAACCAGCUGGUGGUGGCGAGGAUCAUCGCCGGUGGCAUGAUCGAUCGGCAGGGACUGCUGCACGCGGGCGACGUUAUUCUGGAGGUGAACGGGGUGGCCGUGACCACGCCCGAGGAGUUGCAGGGUGAGAUCUCGAUGGCGAAGGAAUCGGUGACGCUGAAGAUCGGGCCGAGUGUCGAGGAGGAGAUGAAGUCUGCCCGCAUCACCAUGACUGGUGGCCAGGUAAAGAACGGGCGCAAUUUAGACUCGGGCAAGAAACUGACGUGCUACAUGCGCGCACUGUUCGAUUAUGACCCGAACGAGGACAAUCUGCUACCGUGCAAGGAGAUCGGGCUGUCGUUUCUUCGCGGUGACAUCCUGCAGAUCAUCAACGUGAAGGAUCCAAACUGGUGGCAAGCGAAACAUGCCGGCGAGGACGGACCGACCGGGUUGAUUCCCUCGCAGGAGCUCGAGGAGCGUCGACAGGCUUACGUUCCACCGGAAGCCGAUUUUGUGCACAAGAUCGGCAUAUGCGGCACACGGAUUUCAAAGAAAAAGCGAAAGAUACUGUACAAAACCAAGCAGAACGGAGAGUUCGACAAGGCGGACCUGAUGCUGUACGAGGAAGUUACCAAAAUGCCACCGUUCAAGCGAAAGACGCUGGUGCUGAUCGGCGUGUCGGGUGUUGGCAGGCGCACGCUGAAGAACCGUCUGAUCAACAGCGAUCCGGAUAAGUUUGGAUCCGUUUUGCCGCACACUUCGCGUCAACCUCGGCCGCUGGAGGAAUCGGGCAAAGCGUACUGGUUUUCUGACCGCGAGGAAAUGGAGCAAGAGAUAAGGGAGAACAAUUUCCUGGAGUUUGGCGAUCACAAUGGGAACUUGUACGGUACUCAUCUGGAUUCGAUUCGCGAUGUCAUUCGGCAAGGUAAAAUGUGCGUCCUCGAUUGUUCGCCCGCGGCGUUGAAGACUUUGCACAACAGCCCGGAGUUUAUGCCGUUUGUGGUGUUCAUCGCGGCCCCGGGAAUGGAACAAUUGAAGCUGCUGUAUUCCGAGCGCAGGUCUGCGAGCGGAUCGACGAGGAACUUGCAUUUCGACCGUCAAAGCUCUAUUCGCUACAGCUCCCGCCGUGCGAAGACUCUGGAAUCGUUGGCAUCGUUGUACGAGGAUGAUGAUCUGAUAUCAGCGGUUGAGGAGAGUGCGUUGCUCCAGCGAAAGUAUGACAAGUACUUGGACAUGGUCGUUGUGAACGAGGACUUCGACGAGACAUUCCGCCAGGUCACGGAAGCCUUGGAGCAGCUAUCGCACGAGCACCAGUGGGUUCCGGUGAACUGGAUCUACUAGGACGUGUCACCGUCGCUUCUUGAGUCGCUUCUCACCGUACGGAACGGCCUGUCGAGAACUGGGAAUAUGUGUUCAAAUCAUUCGCUUCGCGAGCCACGUUCGAUACAAGUAACAGUUCAAAUAGCCAUAAAGGAAUGAACUCAUUCUGCUUACUCGCCCACUGGAGGUCACCAAUAUAGAAACGGUAUUCUUUGAACAACAUUCAUCGAGUGCAUUCAUAGCCUUUAUAAAAACUCUAUACACUCCAGUUGCCUUAUCGAACGUAAUAUCAUCAUCUAAAACUUACAUACCGCUUUACAUGUACACGAAAUGGUAGUCAGUAAAACAUGCAUCGUUGCAAAUCGCCUUCCAAGGGAUCAUAAUCGACAUACAAUCAACUGCUCUGGCCUAAUGGCGCGUAAGACCUAUCAAUCGGCAUGAAUCGGCACGCCUUUAUCACCUACUCGAACGUAACGUCUUUGAUGUUAGUAUUUUUCUAGUGCUUAAGGUCAAUCAAAUUCGUCCAAUUUAAUUUCGUCCGUUAUCUUUUAUUUCAAUCGAAGCGCGUUCGAUCGUUUUUAAGCGCUUUAGGCGCGAGUGCAGUAGCUGCAACCGUGUUUUAGACAAUGGUAUUUUUAAAUCGUAAGAUGGGUUUUACUUGCUUACACUAUAUUGUAGCUUUUUCGGAACCGUCCUCUGAGUUACGUUAAAUAUUAUCGUAGAUGUUAAAGCGAAAGAAAGAAAGAAACAGAAUAAAAAAUAAAAGAUAAAAUCUCUGCUUGGUAGCUGAUAAGUUGAAGUGAAUGGUUCAAACGUUUGUUUAUGGAAUCUGU